Molecule: messenger RNA, 4898 nt
Organism: Chelonus insularis
Lineage: Eukaryota; Metazoa; Arthropoda; Insecta; Hymenoptera; Braconidae
Product: furin-like protease 1
Exons: 12
Coding region: 2011-4416 (801 amino acids)
Biological process (GO): peptide hormone processing
Cellular component (GO): trans-Golgi network; Golgi membrane
Molecular function (GO): serine-type endopeptidase activity
Source: RefSeq, a predicted model, not a curated record
CGUCAGUCAUUCCUGGACCGUUUUGAGGGUCACUUCGUGUUGAUUCGUGAUAGUGUCUUCGUUAUUACGCGUGUCUGUCAUCAUUUAUUCAAGUACAAUCUCACCAUUGCGCCAUUAUGUUUAUUUCUCAUUAAACUUACGUCAAAACGUUCGUGUGAUAAUCGAGUUACAGUAAGAAAUAAAAAUAGCCACGCGGUUUCUAACCUAAUUCAUCGACAUGCUCUCCAACACCUCGUGACGCUGAUAAUUAAUUCUCUGCUCAGCGGUACUACGAGGGAAACAGCCUGCGGGAGAUCAAACGGGUCUAUACGUGGGUAUAAGAUAGAAACCCCAAACAGAACAGAACCCCAAAUAUUUUACAACAGACGAAGACGGAAUAGGAAAAUGUGCACGGAGGAGUGUAAAGUAAACUGUUAGAGAAAAGUAAAAAGUAUCAAACGCAAAAAGCCACAAUAGAUUUGGAGAAAAUUGAUCAAUAAACUAGCGUAAAGUAUGAAGAAAGAGAAUAAAGUUUUCGAAAUACAGUAGUGGUUUUGGGGGAGAGGAUAAAAAAUAUUAAUCAAUGACGCAAAUUGACAGAUCAACACCGUUAAAUCGACAGACGCAAAUGGCUGUUAUUGAGACUACUUUCUAUUCUAAGCCAUCAGUCGAUUUAAAAACGUCCUUAAAAAUAUUUUAUGACUCUGACAUUUCUCUUGCAAUGAUAUUGAGUUCAUAGAUAUACAUUCAAACCAGGAAAGACGAGUGAGCAGAAAAAGGAGCUUACAGUUGAAUUGGAAGAAAUAUUGGAAAAAAGUCUCUAGUUUGGUUUCUCUACGAGGGAAUCGUGACCGAUCCCAGCCAAAUGCCUUUUUCCUAGAUGCUUGAAUACCCAGGAAAUCCGCAGUCUUUCCUGCUCUAUCCCCAACUAUCGGCGCUCUCUUCGUGCCGAGGGGACGUGGUCCUUUUGCUAGGCAAAACGUAAAGGGCAGGGUGAAGGACAAGGAAAAUUGGAUGAACAAAAAAAAAGAAAGGGAAAGAAGAAGAAGAAGAAGAAGAGAUUUAAGAAACAAAAAGAGUACUACGUCGAGAAAAAUUUAUCAUUCAUCCUUUUCAACGUAUAGGUCAACGCGACGAACCAAAUCUGAUUCAAAUUCUUCUCUAUUUCAACUCAUCCAAUGGCUCUCAAGCUCAGCAGAUUGUCAGAGUGGUUUUACUGAUUACAUUUUCUCGAAUGAAAUUCUUUUUUAACUUACUACAAUCAAGGAGACAAGGGCGACUAGUCUGGAAUAAAGUUUCUUUCACCAAGUGGCAGAAGAUCGGACGGAAGUAACGAAAUAUCUUGUGAAAGUCAAAGAAUUUGACCCAAGUGGACUUGUACACUUGAACAUUUCCAAUAAAAGUAUCAAAGUUACAAGAAAUCGAAUAUACUGGACAAGCUACGGAGUAGCAUUUAGAAGUGAGUAUUUGAAGAAGUGAAAUAAAGGGAAACAAUUUUGCAGAUCCUUAAAGGUCACUUCUGUUCAUUCAGUAAUCCACAUGUGAGUCAAUACUUGCAAACUGGCCAUUUUAAUUCAAGGUCCUUCCAAGAGACUCCUGCUGAGCGGUUAGAUUCUACCAAUUACAAUUGGAAUCUAUGGAGCGGGAAGCAACACAGAGCAACGAAGACGCGUCGCCACUGGCGACACGAAACGCGUGACUCACGUCGAGCUGACUACUUAACUGUUUAAACGAACGGCCCGCGUUUCAGUUCAGCCGUUGACAGGCUCCGGGUUACAUUAGUAUUAAUUUUUAACAUGAAAGUAUCCAAGUGACCACGUGUUGUCGCUUGAUUUUUCAUGCUUUCUACAGUCAAGUCAACUGUGUGAUAAAUUCAAUAGACACUAAUUUUAUUUUUUUAUUCUUUCGACGGGUUUCGAUCAUGAUUUUAAGUCAUUUAUUCCGUGAGUAAUUCGUUUAGUUUUAUUUAUUAUUGUGAUUAGACAAAGUGCAAAUCAAAGUGGUGAUAAUAUUUAGUUAAAGUGAACGAUCAUGUGUACCUACAAAUGGAUCAUUAGUUUGAGUUUUCUCUUGCUUGUCACUCUCGAAGGUCGGACCAGAGCCUGGUCUAGCCAAUGGGCUGCUCACAUCGAAGGAGGUCCCGAGGUAGCACAGCAGGUAGCCAACGACCAUGGAUUCAGCUAUCGGUCUCCGAUUAUUGGUGAUUGGUAUCACUUUGACCACAAAUUAGUAAAGAAACGGUCAGCGGAGCCGCACUUGGAAAUUCAUCAUCGAUUAGUGAAAGAUUCAAGAGUUCAACGAGCAGAACAGCAACGAAUUAAAUCAAGGCAGAAGAGAGAUUACGUUGUAAAACGCGGCCCAAUAAAUUUUCGAACAGUGUUAAAUGAUGAUAGAUGGCCACAAAUGUGGUAUUUGAAUCGUGGUCCAGGUCUUGACAUGAAUGUUCAGUCAGCUUGGAACGAAGGCAUAACUGGUCAUGGCGUUGUCGUGACAAUUUUAGACGACGGUUUGGAGAAGGAUCAUCCGGAUAUCUUCCGGAAUUACGACCCACAAGCAAGCUACGACGUGAAUAGCUAUGACGACGACCCGAUGCCACGAUACGAUUAUCUCAACAGUAACCGGCAUGGUACCAGAUGCGCUGGUGAAGUAGCUGCCACUGCAAAUAAUUCUUUUUGUGCUGUUGGAGUUGCUUUUGGUGCUGGAGUUGGAGGAGUGAGAAUGUUAGAUGGAGAAGUUACAGAUGCAGUUGAAGCAAGAUCUCUCAGUUUCAAUUCUCAGCACAUUGAUAUCUAUAGUGCUUCUUGGGGUCCUGAUGAUGACGGCAAGACUGUAGAUGGUCCAGGAGAACUUGCUACUCGUGCAUUCAUGGAAGGCAUUACUAAGGGUCGAAACGGCCGAGGUUCAAUAUUUGUUUGGGCUUCUGGAAAUGGUGGAAGAGAACACGACAAUUGCAACUGUGAUGGCUACACAAAUAGCAUCUGGACCUUGUCAAUCAGCAGUGCGACAGAAAAUGGUUUAGUACCAUGGUAUAGUGAAGCUUGCUCAUCGACACUAGCAACCACGUACAGUUCUGGCUCCUUAGGAGAAAAACAAAUAGUUACAAUAGAUUUAAAUCAUCAAUGUACGAGUAGUCACACUGGAACAUCAGCAUCUGCCCCGUUAGCUGCCGGAAUUUGUGCACUUGCACUUGAAGCAAAUAGAGAUCUUACAUGGAGGGAUAUGCAACAUAUUGUUGUAAGAACUGCAAAACCAGCAAAUUUAAUUGCUACUGAUUGGGUUACCAAUGGAGUUGGUAGAAAUGUUAGCCACAGUUUCGGCUAUGGUCUAAUGGAUGCAGCCGCGAUGGUUCAACUUGCCAAAAAGUGGCAAACCGUUCCGGAACAACAUAAAUGUGAAAUUUUAGCUCCACACAAAAACAGAUCAAUUCCAUCUCGAAGUCAAUUAAGUUUAGAUUUUCAUGUCAAAGAGUGCACUGGAGUGAACUUUUUAGAACACGUGCAGGCAAAAAUAUCACUGUCAGCGUCAAGAAGAGGAGAUCUCGAGAUCACAUUGAUGUCACCUCAAGGUACAAAAAGUACACUUCUUGCAAAGCGACCACACGAUAAUUCAAAGACUGGAUUCCAACAAUGGCCAUUCAUGUCAGUACAUACAUGGGGCGAACGUCCGCAUGGCACGUGGAAACUUGAAGUUCACAAUGAAGGCCGAUUUGUUGCAACAUUAAACGAAUGGGGAUUGAUGCUGUACGGUACGAAAGAAUCUCCCGACUUCGAUGACGAACUAGAUAAAGACAAACAUCCUGGCAUGAUUCAUGUUGAUGUACCACAGAAUAAUGCUGACCUAGAUACAAACAAACAUCUGAUAGAUACUGAGAAUGAUGCAUGGUCUGGAAGACAGCAGGUGAAUCCAAUAUCUCACCCUGAGGCGCAAAAGCCAACGUCUGAAAACCAAACGAGUAGAGGAUGCAACAGCUUUAGCUCUCAUGGGUGCCUAGGAUGUAAGAGCGGCUGGUAUUUCUUUGAGGGACGAUGCCUGUUGGAAUGCCCGUCAGUUACGUACCCAGACCACGACGAGUCGAAGAAUAUUUGUAUUCCGUGCCAUUACUCAUGUAUGACCUGUGCAGGACCUUCGGAUAUCGAUUGCACUUCAUGUCACGUUGAUUCAAAUCCAACUUCAACAAGAGCCGAAAAGUUUCAAUGUAUCUCAAAGUCUCUAGACUGGAAAAUUAAAUCAAGCGUGUGGUUUCGACGUAUGACCGUUUUACUAGGAUUUAAUUUAGUUUUUAUCAUAGCUGUAAUUAUGUAUUUCUUAUUUAUACAUUCAAGAAACGUUCAAAAAAUUUCCAAUAAAGGAUACGAAGAACUGCCAAUACCAAGCAAAGAAGACGAACAAGAAAUAAGCCAUAAACGUUCAACCGGAUGUACUUCCGAUAGUGAAUAGUAUUUUUUUAAUAAAUCAUAUACGAUAAUUUAUAUUGAAAUUUAAUGUACUAUAACUAUAAAUAAAUGUAUACUUUUUUAUAGUCAUAAAAGUCUCAGGGAAGAUUUUUAUUAAAUUAAGUUUUCAUUACUUUUUCAGUAUCUUGAAGAAGCAGUUAAAACUUGAUGCAUUUUCAAAAACUAAUUUAAAGUAUUCCAAGGAAUUAUUUGUUAUAUAGUGUACUCAUUAUUAGGUUGUAAAUAUCGUGUACAGGACGCAGUAGAUUAUUGUAAUGAAGUAAAAGUUAGCUAAUUAAUUGCUAUGAUUUGCAUAGUAAAAAUAUUAUUAAUUAGUUAUACUAUAUAUAUAUACAUAUAAAUAGACAUAAUUAUCUAAAAUCAGAUUAUAGAAGUUCAAAGUUUGUAAUUUGCAAUUUGCCAAAAAUUGAAUUUUCUUCGAUAUAAUAUUGUUUUUAUACAUUAGGAAUAUGAAAAAUUAAUAAU